Ylistrum balloti is the source of this 909-nucleotide messenger RNA. RefSeq lists its product as uncharacterized. The record is from RefSeq and is a predicted model, not a curated record. The coding region runs from base 1 to 909 and encodes 302 amino acids. Lineage: Eukaryota; Metazoa; Mollusca; Bivalvia; Pectinida; Pectinidae. The transcript has a single exon.
AUGUCCAAUACACAGCUGACUAUAGCAUUCCUCCCUAACCAUGAACCCCCAUGGCUGACACAGCUGACUAUAGUAUUCCUCCCUAACCAUGAACCCCCAUGGCUGACACAGCUGACUAUAGCAUUCCUCCCUAACCAUGAACCCCCAUGGCUGACACAGCUGACUAUAGCAUUCCUCCCUAACCAUGAACCCCCAUGGCUGACACAGCUGACUAUAGCAUUCCUCCCUAACCAUGAACCCCCAUGGCUGACACAGCUGACUAUAGCAUUCCUCCCUAACCAUGAACCCCCAUGGCUGACACAGCUGACUAUAGCAUUCCUCCCUAACCAUGAACCCCCAUGGCUGACACAGCUGACUAUAGCAUUCCUCCCUAACCAUGAACCCCCAUGGCUGACACAGCUGACUAUAGCAUUCCUCCCUAACCAUGAACCCCCAUGGCUGACACAGCUGACUAUAGCAUUCCUCCCUAACCAUGAACCCCCAUGGCUGACACAGCUGACUAUAGCAUUCCUCCCUAACCAUGAACCCCCAUGGCUGACACAGCUGACUAUAGCAUUCCUCCCUAACCAUGAACCCCCAUGGCUGACACAGCUGACUAUAGCAUUCCUCCCUAACCAUGAACCCCCAUGGCUGACACAGCUGACUAUAGCAUUCCUCCCUAACCAUGAACCCCCAUGGCUGACACAGCUGACUAUAGCAUUCCUCCCUAACCAUGAACCCCCAUGGCUGACACAGCUGACUAUAGUAUUCCUCCCUAACCAUGAACCCCCAUGGCUGACACAGCUGACUGUAGUAUCUCACCCUAACCCUGGACUUUCCCCUCCGAUAAACAGUGGACUGUUGUUUCCCAACAUUACCCUGAACUUCCCUCUUCAUAAAUCAGGGGACACUAUUCCAUCCAAACCCUGA